Zasmidium cellare ATCC 36951 is the source of this 2007-nucleotide messenger RNA. RefSeq lists its product as uncharacterized. Gene Ontology annotation, cellular component: nuclear pore. Bases 1 to 2007 code for a protein of 668 amino acids. Lineage: Eukaryota; Fungi; Ascomycota; Dothideomycetes; Mycosphaerellales; Mycosphaerellaceae. Gene Ontology annotation, biological process: mRNA export from nucleus. The record is from RefSeq and is a predicted model, not a curated record. The transcript has a single exon. Gene Ontology annotation, molecular function: structural constituent of nuclear pore.
AUGUUGCCCAAUACCAAGCUACACGAGCAAUCGCUGCAGAGCUCCGCGCUCGAGCUCAAAUACGCCAAUAGCUCACAUCUAGUCGACAUCAUAGCCAAGGACGAAGACAUCCGCCUCCUUCGCUUCGACAUACAUAUCCUACAGGACGACAAUGACGAGCUGAGAGACUUACUUGCGCAAGAGGAGGAUCGGUCUGGGAAGUUUGAGAAACUCGUCAAUGAGAAUCUGGCGCGGGCAGAGGACGCAGAGGCGCGCCUGGCGGACAUCGAGGUUGACUUGAGGGCGAGAGAGCAAGAGGUCGGCACAUUGCAGGCUGAGGCGAAGGCAUUGCAAACAUCUGCUGCCGACUCCGAGGCUUUCUUGAUCGAGAAGCUGGCGUUGACGCGCGAGCUGUCUGUUUUGCGACCCGAACUCGAACACAUGAAAGCCCAAGCCGCAUCCACGGAGGCACUCAUGACUGAGAAGUUGGAGCUGCAGCGUCAGUUAAGCAACAUUCAAUGUGAGCUGGAGAACGCAAAACGUGACUGCAAGCGGGCGUUGGCCAAGCGACGAAAUACUGGAGUCGAAAUCGCACAGGAAGAGCAGGUAGAAGACUUGAAGCGACAACUGGCCAAAGAGAAGCGAGCUCGUCAACGUGCCGAGGAAGCCGCCGACACCACGCAAAUGGACGUUAACAUCGACGAUGUGCGCAAGGAGUUGGCGCGUGAAAAGCGCGCAAGACAGAAGGCCGAAGAAGAGCUUGAGGCUGCUCAAGAGAACACGCAAGUGGAGGAUGUCAGGAAAGAUCUUCUUAAGGAGAAGAAGGCCAAAGGAAAGCUCGAGGAGGCUCUCGAGAAUCUGAAGGAAGAAUUGGAGAAAGAGAAGAAGGUAGCCGCACGAGCAGCUAAGCGUGCUGACGGGGUCGCUGGUGUGGAUGAUCAGCUCGAGGAGUUGAAGCAAGAGCUGGCGCAGGAGAAGAAGGAGCGACAAAAAGCAGAGAGGGCUGUGCAGAAGGCCGCAGACGAGUUCGAGGCUCAGAAGGCCACACUAGACGACAAGCUUCAGCAAUUCCGAACGAAGCUCAGGUCGACCAAAGAGAAGUUGAAGGAGACUGAGACUGAGCUCGAGAUGGCUCGUGAGGAGACAACGCAACAGAAGAAGAGCGCCAAAGCAGCACCCGCUGCAAAGAACGCGAAGAAGCGCAAUGCUGCGUCGUUCGAAGCUGAUGCAACGACUCUCGGCACGCCCGGAGAUGGUCCAGCGGCCAAGCGUGGCCGGAAAGCUGCAGCUGGUAUUGGCGACAAGUCUACCUUCUCGAUGACGCCGUUCCUCAAUAAGACGGCAAGCAUUCUUCUGGACAGCCCCGAAGCAGGGGAGGAAGAAGCUGAGGUGGAAGAGAAAGUCGAGGAGGCAACUGCAGCAUCCCCGAGUGUGGAGACAGCAGCUGCGAAGACGAAGAAGCAACCUCUUGCGGCGGUAUCAGCGAGCGAGACCAACGUCCAAAAGAAGCCAGCGCCCCGACAGCGAAAGCAAAAGGUACCAGCGCCGGUUCUUGAGAUGGUCACCGAGGAAGCCGAAGACGUGCAUAGCCAAGGCCAAGAGAAUGCAGCUGCCGCGAAACCAAAGGCCUCCAAAGUCAAGACAAAGACAACAGACGGGACUGACGAGAAGCCCGGCGCUGCGGAAAAGAAGAAGAAACGCAAGUCACUCGUUGAUUUUGCAUCAUUCGAUCCAGAGCCGGAGACGAAAAAGAAGGAGAAGAAGAGCCGCAAGUUGGGUGGUAUGGGCAAGACGCUGUUCGGCGAGGAGGAGGAGAGUGCUGCGCCAACGAAGACUUUGCCUGGCAGGGCGCUACUUGGUGCCAGAGGCUUUGGAGCACUUGGUGCGGGAACGAAGAAAGCUGGCGGGUUCUUGGGCAAGAGUAAGAUCGGGAGCUCGAUGCUGAUGACUGCUGGAGAUGGCAGUGGAUUUCAAUUCUCGCCUUUGAAGAGGCAGAGAGGAAAUCUGGAUGAUACACUGCGUGGGUAG